AUGUAUUUAUUAAAUAAUUUAAUUAGUAUCAUCAUAAUUUUGUUGAUCAAAGUAAUAUUAUUAUAUGGAACUAAUACAACUACAGUAUGUUAUGGAGCACCUAGUCUAUCAUGUACAACUCACAGACUAUCUUGUACGAGUCCUCUAGUAAUACAGAUAAUAAAUACAUCAUAUGGAUAUAGAUCAGGAUGUAAUAAUAUAAACGGUCUGUCUAACUGUAUAAAUAUAACAUGUUGUAAAGAAGAACCUGGUGAUUGUUUUAUACCAUUUUCAUCUGAUGAUCAUCAACAAGUUACAGGGAAUUGUAGUGGAGUAGGAACUUGUUCUAUAGGAGGAUUUCGUAGAUAUAAUAUAACUGAUACUGUAUGUAAUGGUAGAAUAGUCAAUGCUUACAGUAAAAUACAAUAUGAUUGUGUUACUAAAGGUAGCAUAACUACAUCAACACCUACUACUUACAGUCAAAUAAAUACCAGAGCAUCAACUGGGUCUGUAGUUGGAGGAAUAUUUGGUGCUAUUAUUAUUAUAGUCAUUAUUAUAGUAGUGGUACUGUUUCUUUACAAGAGAAGGAAAAAGUCACAAACAUCACAAUCAAUAACAGAUAAGAAAAUUUCUAUACAAACUGUUACACCACAAUAUGAUGUUAUUGAUGGUCCUGGAACAAUUAAUAAUCGUAAAGAUACCAGUGGAUAUGAUGAAAUAGAACUGGACAAUAAACCAAGAGUACAAGCCACUGCUGCACAUCUAAAACCCACUACAAUAAACAACCGUAAUGGUGAAAUAGAAUUUGUCCGAAAACCAAAAGUCCAAACAACUGAUAAUUAUGAUCAUGUCGGAGAUGAUAAACUGAAAGUAAAACCAGAAGAUCUCGAUAACUAUAAUCAUAUCGGAACUUACAAUCAUUCUGUACAUGAAGAUAACUACAAUCAUAUCGGAAACAAUUUGUCUCUAAGAUCUAAUCAUCUUGAUGCAGAUUAUAACCAUAUUAACGGAUUGCCUGGUACUUCCAAUGGUGAAGAUGAUUACAAUCAUAUUGGUGAUAAUGAUAACAAUAAUGUGAUAACAGAUGAUAAUUAUCAUCAUAUCGGAUCGGGGGACAUCAAGGUAGAAGGAGACUAUGAUCAUAUCGGAUCGUGA
This is a messenger RNA of Lottia gigantea (owl limpet), 1134 nucleotides long. RefSeq lists its product as hypothetical. Bases 1 to 1134 code for a protein of 377 amino acids. The transcript is spliced from 5 exons. NCBI's taxonomy places the organism in Eukaryota, Metazoa, Mollusca, Gastropoda, Lottiidae. The record is from RefSeq and is a predicted model, not a curated record.